Chlamydomonas reinhardtii is the source of this 766-nucleotide messenger RNA. RefSeq lists its product as uncharacterized. NCBI's taxonomy places the organism in Eukaryota, Viridiplantae, Chlorophyta, Chlorophyceae, Chlamydomonadales, Chlamydomonadaceae. The record is from RefSeq and is a predicted model, not a curated record. The transcript has 2 exons. The coding region runs from base 32 to 283 and encodes 83 amino acids.
CUCGCGGGGCUGGACAUGAAGUAAAGUAUUAAUGUUUAAAAAUGCGCGAUCGCCGGCAACUCCCCGUCCGAUUGCAAGUUCCCGCCAGUGGCUUGGGGGGCUGAAGGAGGGGCAGCGGCCCUGGUCGGUCAAAGUCUGCAACGACUGCUUGACGACCUGGAACCGCGACGUCUCCGCCGCCAACGUGAUCCGUGUGCUCCUCCUGCUGAAGCUGAUGGGCUUCGAGCGGCCGACCAAGCUGCAGCGGCCGCCAUGGCCGCCGGCGGCGGCGGGGCCGGGCUGAGAGCCUGAACGGCGCUAGCAGGGCGUGGGGCUGACGGUGCACGUGUCGAUUGGCGGCGAGUGACGUGACUAGUUUGUUAGCUGCGGGUUAGCACGGACUGUGCACCCCACCCAACCGGCCACGUCCGGAUUUGCGGGGAUGCCAAAGGCCCCCAACAUAGAGGCGUGUGCUUAGUAGGCGCCCGCGUCAAGGUGGCUGGGUUGAUAAUGACCCGGGAUCAGCCCUUUUCCUGCCAUAAGGCAGCCACCUCCUUGUUUAGAGAGUUUCUGGGGUUACUCGCGCCCACCACGCUCCAUAAAAUCCGGCCGCCCAUUCCUGGCCCCGUGUCCAUGAAGCAGGGACAUCGGAUCCCCGAACUCACGCUACGGUACCCAGCGGCACCCAGGCCUGAACGGGGACAGGACAGGAUGUUGUUGGGUGACUGGGGCUGUGUCCAUGUACUUACACGAUGCUCGACAUGUAAGCCUGUAACCAUCCAAUUAA